AUGAUGUACAAAGUAACAGUUGCAUUUGUUCAUAGUAAAUUUGACUCGGUCAAGGUCUACCCGACGGGUGAUCAUCAAUAUUUAAUGAAACCAUUAAAUUUUGAAAGUGAAAAUGAAGCACACACAUUUUUAGCAUCAAAACAACAAAGCCCUAAUACAGAAGAACCUGAUGAAGAUGAUAAAUGUCUGGACAAAUUUGAUACAAAUGCAAUGACAACAGCGGAUGUUGCAACGGAUGAAAGAUGGCGUGUAAGUUAA
Didymodactylos carnosus is the source of this 258-nucleotide messenger RNA. NCBI's taxonomy places the organism in Eukaryota, Metazoa, Rotifera, Eurotatoria, Philodinida, Philodinidae. The record is from the annotation of a GenBank genome assembly.